Pisolithus orientalis is the source of this 2076-nucleotide messenger RNA. Its product is annotated as DUF300-domain-containing protein. The record is from RefSeq and is a predicted model, not a curated record. Gene Ontology annotation, molecular function: transporter activity. The transcript has 13 exons. Lineage: Eukaryota; Fungi; Basidiomycota; Agaricomycetes; Boletales; Pisolithaceae. The coding region runs from base 47 to 1915 and encodes 622 amino acids. Gene Ontology annotation, biological process: transport.
CCCGUCACGACGAUAUAAGCGAGAUAUAUUUUUCAUUUCAGGAGGGAUGAGUAUUCUUCCUGACUUGACACAUGGCCACGGUGCAGGAUCAAGCCUGCCGCUGCCUGUCCUCGUCAUUUCUGGAGUCUCGACUUUCGUCGCUGUGGUGGUGAGCGGACUGUCGAUAUGGCUACAAUUGAGGAACUACAGGAAGCCAUUCCUACAAAGGAUGGUUUUCGCCUCACUCAUCUCACUCUUCUCGCUGGAAGCUGCCUUCUUCAUUGACGCAAUCCGCGACAUAUAUGAGGCGUUUGUCAUCUAUUGCUUCUUCGUCCUCCUUGUCGAUUACUUAGGUGGCGAACGCUCUCUCCUCAUGAUGCUUCAUGGCCGCCCACCGAUCCCAGCAAUCUUCCCUGUCAAUCUAUGGCGUAGCGACAUUGACGUUAGCGAUCCAUAUACAUUCCUGUUCCUCAAGCGGGGCAUUCUGCAGUAUGUGCAGGUAAAACCCAUACUCGCGUUUGCGAGCCUGAUAAUGAAAGCCACUGGCACCUACAACGAGGGUGAUUUCCGCGCGCGAAGCGGAUAUCUGUAUGUAUCUAUCAUAUAUAACACCUCCAUCUGUCUCGCACUGUGGUGUCUAGCUGUAUUUUGGAUGUGUGUUAACGCAGACCUGAAGCCUUUCAGACCAGUACCAAAGUUCCUUUGUGUCAAAGGCAUUCUCUUCUUCUCUUUUUGGCAAUCUGUCAUCGUAUCCUCCCUAGUUGCAGUGGGCGCCAUCACCCGCCUCGGACCAUACACCGACAACGAACAUAUCUCCCUUGGUCUCACAGACACCCUCAUCUGCUUCGAGAUGCCGUUCUUCGCGGCAGCUCAUAUGUACGCAUUUUCCUAUCGCGACUUCAUCCACCCUCCCACUUCUGCGCCUCAGAAAGGGGGACCACCCAUAGAUAUCGUAGAAGAUACCCGAGUCACUCUCAAGGGUAAAGGCAUUAACUACCGAGCUUUCGAACCGAGCGAAGGUGGCAUGCACAUCGGUGCAGCGAGGGAACGUCGGAUCCGUGCCGGUCUUCGCUACUCGGCUGGUGGCAAGCGUAAAUACUGGUUACCGGAGGUGAGGGGUCUAAGGCGCCAUUGCUUGCGGAAGACUCCGAAGACUAUUUCCACUGCUCGUAUCCCAGGCGACGACGAGGAUGUUCCCGAUGACGACGAAAAAUACGUUUUUGGAGAUUAUUCAGUACCCUGUCGUGGACUGUUAGCUCGGACUGAAGCUCGCUGGGCGAUGUGGGAGGAAGAGGCUAGAGUGGUAAGGGAAAGUAUACAUGCUGUUUCGGGGAGGGACGAAUCCAAGCUACCUCCUAGAGGUACAACUAGGCCCGCCACGAAUUACGUGACUUCUGGAGAGCGCGUAGUUGAUUUCGGGGAAGGCAAUUCCGCCGAUGUCUCCGGGGGUGUGAGACUUGGGUGGACUAAUGCGAGAGUGAAGGGCAAGGAAGUGAGGUCCUCUCCACUACUUUCAUCCUCCGUGUCGUCUGGCAAUGGUCGUCGUCUCCAAAGUUCAUCUCGACCUUCGUCUUCUGGUUCAGGCUCGAAGUCACAACUCAGAGUAUCUUCCCCGAAGAUCGAAAGUAGUUCCGAGACGCACCCCAGCGUGCCUUCCGUGGAGCGCACAUCAUCACAAAAGUCUCAGUCUCGGUGGUUCCGCUCGAAAUCGCCUCGAGCGCCCCUUGCUGAGGAUGAUGCUGUCGACCUUAUCAUACCUACUGAUAGCCACUAUGUACCCCCAUCUCGUUCCAACAAUUCUUCGCAUUCUGCCGCACUGAUCAGAAUGAUGAUGACUGUUGCAGAGCUGAGCGAGCCCGAGGAUAUCAUUCGUGCACAGACGCCGCCUUAUUAUGUGCGGAACUCGUAUGAGGACGAGGGUAAUCCAUGGGCGUAGUAUAUUGUCCUGAGCCACCCCACUUCAUCGGUUUUAUUUUCACUUUGAAUUAAUUUAUUCGACGGUGUUCUUCGUUACAAGUGUGGAAUUAUGUACACAUUCUACAGUUGUUUCUACAGUACUUGACCAGUAUCGACGCACUUGUACAUGAAGCACUGCUG